CAAUAAACCCUAACCUCAAUCAACGCUUCCCUCGUACGGCCAUCAGAUUUCCCUUUCUUUGAUGAUUAUUAUUUUUUUAAGAGAAAUUUCACGUACCAAUAUUCAAACGAACGGAGAGGUCGCAAUUAAGUUGGAAAACGUGAAGACAAAGCAUCCUCAAUUGCUGUAUGAAUCAAAAUUAUAUAAGAGCUACAGGGAGGAAGUACUUUUUCCUUGGAAUGGAUUCUAAGAAGCAAAGGAUUAGUAUUUUCAAUAAUCUGAUUGUUUUCCUGAUUCAAUUAAUUUUGCGUCAUACUGUCUCAAUCUUUGGCAGCUGGAAUUGCAAAUGUUAAAUGGUUUGGUAUUGAAGGGGUCUACGAAUGUCCUUGUUAUAGAUUUACUGGGGUCUAGCCUCAAGGAUUUAUUCAACUUCUGCAGUAGGAAAUUGUCACUGAGGACUGUUCUUAAGCUUGCAGACCAGAUGGUGGGAUUUUUCUCAUUGCUCAUAUUUCUGAUAUUAUACAAAUUAUGGUUUCAUUUUUUUUUUUUCCCUGAAAUCAUGUAUUCGCUAUCAGUUAAAUAGGAUUGAAUUUGUUCAUUCCAAGUUAUUUCUACAUCGAGAUAUCACACCAGACAACUUUCUGAUGGGCUUAGGAAGGCGUGCGAAUGGGGUAUCCUUUUUUGUUUUUGAAACAUGUUAUUUGUUUCUAUUCCUUGGCACUUUCUCUUUUUUUUUUUGAUUCGUCAGUUGUUUUUACUUCAAUAUAUGUCUUCAUCAUUGAUUUUGGUCUGGCUAAGAAGUAUAGAGAUACCACAACAGCAUAUUCCUUAUAGGUCAAUCUUUUGGAAUAAUUUAUCGUUGUCCACAGAUGUAAUGGUAAUUUUAUUAUUAUUGUUUCGUUGUCCUUUUUCUCUAAUCUUCUCUUGCUACCUCUAAUAGCUUCUAGAUUAAGUGUUUCUUAUAUAUUUUGAUCUUUAUCUUAAAUCUGUCUCACCCUUGAUAUUUUAAUUACAGAGAAAAUAAGAAUUUAACUGGAAC
This is a messenger RNA of Rubroshorea leprosula, 1018 nucleotides long. NCBI's taxonomy places the organism in Eukaryota, Viridiplantae, Streptophyta, Magnoliopsida, Malvales, Dipterocarpaceae. The record is from the annotation of a GenBank genome assembly.